Messenger RNA from Drosophila obscura, 1973 nucleotides. RefSeq lists its product as uncharacterized. Gene Ontology annotation, biological process: nuclear envelope organization. Lineage: Eukaryota; Metazoa; Arthropoda; Insecta; Diptera; Drosophilidae. Bases 79 to 1812 code for a protein of 577 amino acids. Gene Ontology annotation, molecular function: protein-membrane adaptor activity. The transcript has 5 exons. The record is from RefSeq and is a predicted model, not a curated record. Gene Ontology annotation, cellular component: nuclear envelope; meiotic nuclear membrane microtubule tethering complex.
CAGUUCAUUUGACGUUUAAUAGUUUCGACACUUUGCGUUGUACUUUAAAGCGAUAUUCCUUAAAAAGCAAAACAAAAAAUGGACAGCCCUCAAGGACGCCCCGCCAAAGUGGUUUGCUUUGGCCAUUUCAUAUCUUUUCUUCUAGUCGCGGCAUUUUUCUACUAUCUACUGUCGGACAACUCCGUGAAGAAUACGGGAUUCACUGGGCUACGUGACACAGUGAAUGAGCUGUCGAUUAAGAUGCAGGGCGCCCCAGCUGGCACUGAGAGUUCCAAGGGGGCACCUGGAGCACCUGGCAGUCCACAGUACGAUCAGAAAGCACCCGGCGCUGAGCUAACCAGAAUUGAUUCCGAUGUGAAACGUAAGGUUGACAGCCUCAUAGCCGAUGUGAAUCAGCUAAAGCUGGAUUGCAACAAGAAGAAUGCAAUGCAACAGCAAAAUGCAAUCCCAAAUGCAAAUCUGGGAGCAAUUCCAAAUGUAGUCCAAAAUCCAAGUGCAAUGCAAAAUCCAAACUAUGUCCAAAAUCCAAACUAUGUCCAAAAUCCAGAUGCAAUCAAAAAUGAAUAUGUAACCCAAGGUCCGAAUGCAAUCAAAAAUGAAAAUGGAAUCCAAGAUCCAAAGGGAAUCAAAAAUGAAAAUGGAAUCCAAGAUCCAAAGGGAAUCAAAAAUGAAAAUGGAAUCCAAGGUCCAAAUGAAUAUAAUCAGUAUGGAAUUCAAGCUCCGACUUUAAACCAAGGUCCAAAUUCAAUUCCAUAUCCAAAUGCAAUGACUAAUCCAUACUCAAGCUUCGAUCAAAGCCCGAAUCAAUAUCCAAAUUCCAACCCUGAUCCGUAUUCCGGCGAAUAUUCGAAUGAACAAUACUCAAGUCAGCAGCCCAACUAUAACCGUUUAAACUUCGCCUCGGAUGAGCUGGGGGCCAGAGUUGUCGUGGUCACGGCACACCCCAUUGGCAGCGGCACUGUCAUGAAGCGCCUUCUGGGCCUAGACUUCAGUGUCAAUCCGCCUGUGAACAUGCUGCGGGCGAGUCUAGCUCCCGGCGCCUGUUUUGGAUACCGUGGAAAUCGUUCUACAGUGACCAUUCAACUGGCCCAGACCAUCAUCGUUGAGACGAUUACCCUGACCCACGCGCCCAAGGAUAUGACGCCCAGCUUGAGUGCGAAUGCACCUAAAGACUUUGAGGUUUUCGGCAUAAAAUCGGGUUUCUCCAAGCGAGACCUAUUGGGCCAAUUCACCUACACUAAUGACGCCAACAGACGCACUGAGCAUUACAGUGUAGAUAAUCAGGACCAUUUUCGUAGACUAGUUUUCCACUUUUACUCAAAUCAUGGCGGCGAGUUUACUUGCAUUUAUCGAGUGGAGGUCUUUGGAAGAAUGCCCAAUCCGGACUCUCCAGGCAGUGCACAGGGAGAUGAUCGCAAAAAAGGACAUGACUGUGGAAAAAAACGUUGCGGACAUGGUGAGAAAUGCGGAGAAGCUGGCUGCGUAAAGGGAAUGGUGGGCGGAACAGGGGAUGGUAGCGGAGAAGAAGAUGAUGGUGGGCAAGGAGAUUUCAGCGGACAAGAAGAUAUUAGUGCACCAAAGGAUGUGAGCGGUCAAGGAGAUGUCAUCGGGCCAGAAGACUCCAGCGGACCAGAAGAUGCCAGCGGGCCAGAAGAUGCCAGCGGGCCAGAAGAUGUUCGCGGACACGGCGAUGCCAGUGGAGAGAAAGAUGUCCCCGGAAAAGAAGAUGUCAGUGGAAAAAAAGAGGCCUGCGGACUAGAUGGCGUAGCUUGCAACAAGCCUGGCUGCAAAGCAUGCCGCAAUGAACUUUAAUACUGCUACCCUGCCUCAGAUCCCAGCUACAAUUCCAUUUGUAUUUUCUGAUGGAGUAGAGAACGAGAACACAUUUUAGAUAUAAAAAACUUUUAUUUUUCUUACACACAGAAGCUAAUGUUCUUUAAGAUUGAAGUUUUUAAAAUUUAAUUAUAUUCCAG